Lindgomyces ingoldianus is the source of this 321-nucleotide messenger RNA. RefSeq lists its product as uncharacterized. NCBI's taxonomy places the organism in Eukaryota, Fungi, Ascomycota, Dothideomycetes, Pleosporales, Lindgomycetaceae. Bases 1 to 321 code for a protein of 106 amino acids. The transcript has a single exon. The record is from RefSeq and is a predicted model, not a curated record.
AUGCAAGAGUUUGAGCUAGAGGACGCGCUGCUUAACGUGCUGGCGUCAUUUAUCUUUAAGCUGGUAGGCGAUCAGUCGUUUAGCAGCGGGUUUGUCCACUUUCUGGCCGUGCUCGGCAUCGAUGCCCCGGCCCAGCGACUGCGCAGGGCGAAACACUACUCAUACAUGCUCGCCGGCGUAGCAUACUGCAUACGCGUGUUGGGCGUUGAGAAGCUGCUUCCGUCAGCUAAGCGCAGCAAGCAGACUAACAAGGACUGUAAGCGCUUCCUAGCUAAGAGAGUAAAGUAUCUAGCUAACAGUUUGUACAGUCUAAUAAGCUAA